Molecule: messenger RNA, 936 nt
Organism: Impatiens glandulifera
Lineage: Eukaryota; Viridiplantae; Streptophyta; Magnoliopsida; Ericales; Balsaminaceae
Exons: 3
Coding region: 1-936 (311 amino acids)
Source: RefSeq, a predicted model, not a curated record
AUGGCUAGGGAGGAAGAGGUAUUUGAUUUUUCCUCUAAAGAGUUUACCAAGGAAGAUUUGGUCACUGCUCUCAAUGACAUGGUCAUUGAGUUCAAGAACCUAUCUGCCAUUGUACCGACCCGGCUAAGUGUUCACACUAAUGAACUGAGUAACUUCCAAACCGGUGAAUCAAGUGAAACUAAGACCGAUGAAUCGACUGAACUAUCCUAUGAGAAUGAGAAGCUCAAGGAGAUAGUUCAAUCGCUGACCGAAGAAAAUGAAAGAUCUAAGUAUGUCAUGGCUGCUUGGAAAAAAUCCAGUGAAGCCGUAAGCCAAAUUUCUACCUACCAAAGACAUCCCAAAUGCAAGUUUGGAAUUGGAUACAAAGGCGGUAAAUCGGAUAACCAUAAACAUUCCAAAGAGUUGAAUCUCAACAAGAACAAGCUUCCGUUCAUAAGCUUUGUUAAGAGUAGCUCAAUCGAUACUGAGGCAGAUCAUGGCCUACCACUAACUAAGGAAAUUAAUUAUGCGGUUAAUGCUGAAACUCAGCCGGAUCAAGAUGCCCCACAGCAGGAAGUUGACAACUCAGAGUUUACUGAGGAAAUUGGUUGGCUUGACUAUGCACUAAGAGAGAGGGAACCAAAAGAAACCGAACCGAAGGCUAAGAAGCCUAAAGUUAAAGAAACCAAGGGAAAGGCAAAGAAAGAAAAGAAGCAGGUGGCUGAAAAAUCGGUUAGUCAGUCAACCGACACUGAAAGAACACCCAUUGUGAUACCCUCCGGGUCGGCAAACCGUGCGGCCUCUCCUAACCCCAAUCCGACUGAGGAGGUUCCUAUUUCCAAACCGGCUGAUGAAGUUCAGAAUCAAGGAGAACAUGCUCAACAACCAGAAAAUACUCAUAAUCCGGAAAGCCUUACUCGUGCAGAGUCGUCGGCUAGUGCAACCGGCCGAUCUUAA